AUGUUCGCUCGAUCUGCCAUCCCCGCUUUCCGCGCUGCCUCGCGCUCCUUCACCACCCAGGCCGCCCGCAAUGUUGGCCCCGCCUCCGCUCGUGGCUACAUGGGCGCUGCUGCCCUUGCCGCCGGCGGUGCUGUCGCUUACUCUGCCUUUGCUGCCCCCACCGUCCACCUUGAGGGCCCCAAGACCAUCGCUGGCGAGCUUGGCACUUCCACCGAGCGCUCCUAUGUCAUGAUCAAGCCCGACGGUACCUCGCGCCAGAUCGUCGGCGACAUUAUCAGCCGUUUUGAACGCCGUGGAUACAUGCUGGUGGCCAUGAAGACGGUCGUGCCCAGCCAGGAGCUCGCCAAGGAGCACUACAUUGACCUUGCCAAGAAGCCUUUCUACGGCGGUCUCGUCAAGUACAUCACCAACGGCACGCCCGUCGUCGCCAUGGUGUGGCAGGGCAAGGACGUUAUCCGCCAGGGCCGCCGCCUCGUGGGUGCCACCAACCCCCUCGAGGCCAACCCAGGCUCGAUCCGUGGUGACUUCUGCGUCUCGGUUGGCCGCAACAUCAUCCACGCCUCCGACUCCCACGAGUCUGCUACCAAGGAGAUCGGCCUCUGGUUCCACGAGAAGGAGCUCGCUACCGAGUACAGGCCCAUCGCUUGGGACAUGAUCAUGGCCGACAACUAA
This is a messenger RNA of Kalmanozyma brasiliensis GHG001, 672 nucleotides long. Its product is annotated as Nucleoside diphosphate kinase. Gene Ontology annotation, molecular function: nucleoside diphosphate kinase activity. The transcript has a single exon. NCBI's taxonomy places the organism in Eukaryota, Fungi, Basidiomycota, Ustilaginomycetes, Ustilaginales. Gene Ontology annotation, biological process: GTP biosynthetic process; CTP biosynthetic process; UTP biosynthetic process. The record is from RefSeq and is a predicted model, not a curated record. Bases 1 to 672 code for a protein of 223 amino acids.